Messenger RNA from Cryptosporidium muris RN66, 2661 nucleotides. Its product is annotated as importin-beta N-terminal domain-containing protein. Gene Ontology annotation, molecular function: small GTPase binding; nuclear import signal receptor activity. Bases 1 to 2661 code for a protein of 886 amino acids. The transcript has a single exon. Gene Ontology annotation, biological process: protein import into nucleus. NCBI's taxonomy places the organism in Eukaryota, Apicomplexa, Conoidasida, Eucoccidiorida, Cryptosporidiidae. Gene Ontology annotation, cellular component: cytoplasm; nucleus. The record is from RefSeq and is a predicted model, not a curated record.
AUGGACCUGACACCAAUUUUGCUAAACUGUCAUAAUCCAGUGGAGUCUAUCAGAAAAAGUGCAGAGCAACAAUUACAUCAUGCUCAAGAAGCUAAUUUUGGUGAUUACUUAGUUAUUUUGGCAGAUGAAUUACAUAAUGAGAGCAAGCCAGAGCUAUCACGACAACUUGCUGGUUUAUUGCUAAAAAAUGCAGUUUCAGCUGUUGAGCUACGUCUAGAUAUAGAGAGGCGUGGAAUGUGGAUAUCUUUACCUCAACAGAUAACAAAUAAGAUAAAAUCUGCUGUUCUAGAGUCUCUAUUAAGUCCACUUGCUAGUAUAAGAGGAGCAGCUUGUCAAGUUAUAGCUAAACUUGGACGAGUUGAGUUACCUUGCCAAAGAUGGCCAGAGUUAUUACCUUAUUUGUUGAGACUAAUACAAGAAUCUAAAGGAGAUGAGUUAUCUUUGGUACAUAAAAGAUCUGCAUUAACAGCGCUGGGAUAUUUGUGUGAAGAUUCUAGACAAUUAGAAAAUGAAGUAGCAUCUGUCAUUAUUACAGAUGAUAUUAGCAACCAAAUAUUGACGGCUAUAAUUCAGGGAAUGAAUGACUCAGAUAUUGAGACAUCAUUAGCAGCUACAAAAUCUUUCUAUUUUGCUUUAUUUUUUGCAAGAAACAAUUUUAAAAAUGAACACGAAAGGAAUUUAAUCUUUCAAGUCUUAUGUAAUUUAUGUGGAACUGAGGGAGUAAAAAGAGAACUAUUACAAACAGCAGCAUAUGAAUGCUUAGUUUCCAUAGCGGCUGAGUAUUAUGAAUAUUUGGGACCAUAUCUACCAGUCAUAGCACCAAUGGUAAUAAAAAGCAUUAAGGGUAUAUAUGAACCAGUAGCAAUCUGUUGUAUAGAAUUUUGGAAUACAAUAGCAGAUUUGGAAAUAGAUUUAGUAUUAGAUGAUGAACAAAAUUCUCUAUCAAUACAAGUAGCACCUAGUUGCCUACACUACAUUAGACAAAUUCAGUCAAUGCUUAUUCCCGUAAUGUUGGAGACAUUAUUAAAACAAAAUGAUGAUGAUAGUGACCCAGAGAGUUGGACUGUUGCUAAAGCAGCAGGUGCAUGUUUGACACUUUGUGCUCAGCUUUUAGGAGAUAAUAUUUUAGAACCUACACUAAGCUUCAUUCAUGCAAAUUUUUCUCAUACAAAUUGGCACAAUAGGGAGGCUGCAGUACUAGCCUAUGGUAGCAUUUUAGAAGGCCCUAGUUUCCAGCGAAUGCAACCUAUAGUGGAAUCUUCUGUAACAAAUCUAUGCCAAGCUUUAAAUGAUAAUGCUGUUGCAGUACGCGAUACAUGCGCUUGGACUAUUGGGAGAAUAGUUACGUUUCACCCUAGUAUUAUCUUUCCCCUAGUAGGGUUAGCUCCACAGCAACAACAAAACAACGGAAAUAGUUUAUUGGCUGUACUGCUACAGAGACUAUUGACAGAUGAAGCUCGUGUAUGUGCUAAUAUUUGCUGGGUUAUACAUCAGUUGGCUGAAACAUCAACAAAUGUUGAGGGAGCUGGAGCAAUUAUGGAUAUGUGGUUCCCUUACAUUAUACAUAGUCUACUUCAGGCAUCAAAGAGGAGUAUUGCAGAUGAAUAUAAUAUGAAGCAAGCAUGUUACAAUGCUAUAAGCAUGGUUGUCACUCAGUCUGGUUUAGGAAAUACAGAUAAUUUAGUGAAUUUAACUAAAGAAUUAAUCAUAGGGGAAGAGUUUGGACUACAAAAAUUAGUUGAAAAUAAUCUAAUUCCAAAACCUGAACCAGUAGCAACGAAUAUUCAAUUAACGUGUGGUGUAUUGUAUGCAUUGACGACUAAGCUGGGGAAGAAUAUCAAUCAAUAUUCCUCAAUACUGUUAAGGUUAUAUUUUGAUAUGCUACGACAAGGAGGAGCAAAUGAAGAAAUAUUAAUUGCCCUGACUGCAUUGAUUGUAUCAAUGGGUCUUGAUUUUUCCCCUUAUUUACAGGAAUGUAUUACUGUGACUCUACCAUACAUGCAACGAUAUGAUGAAUUGGAGACUUGCAAAAUAUCUAUUGAAUUAGUUGGUGAUAUGGUUAGAUCUGUUGGGCAAAAUAUUUGUCCUUAUUUGGAUACUCUAGUACAGACAUUAUGCACAUUGCUGGCUAAAAGUGAAGUUGACCGUAAAAUAAAACCUUUAGCUAUCAUAUCUUUAGGUGAUUUAGCAAUGAAUUUAGGCCAUUCCUUUGUACCUUAUAUUGGAACUACAUUGCAAUUAUUUCAACAAGCUGCUUUGACACAGUAUAACGAUGGUCCUAUCAAUAGUGAAGAUUGGAUUGAAUAUUUGGGUGAACUACGUGAAGCUGUAUUACAAGGUUAUACCAGCAUUGUUUACGGUAUGAAGGAUGCUCAAAAAUUAGAACUUAUAGGAUCAUACGUCCCCAAUAUGAUACAGUUUGUCAAUAAUAUUGUCAAUGAUUAUAAUAAGGAGUUCCCAAAUGACAAUAACUUAAAAAGUGCCACAGCUCUUAUUGGAGACCUAAUAACUGCCUUUAAUGGUCAAUUAGUUCAAUACUUAAUGGCACAAGAUAGAAGACAAAUUUUGGAAAAUAUAUGUAGUGUCGGUGAAAUAUCUAAACACCCAUAUAUUAUCAAUAAUAUCAAAUGGAUUAAGAAACUCUGUCAAUUACCUUCUUAA